AAAUGUCAUUUAAAUAAAAUUUAGGUUAGAGUUUACAUGAUAUACUUUGAGUAUUUAGUAUACGAAAAUAUUUACUAAAUGAUGCAAUGAUAGACAGAUGAUUUCAAAAAAUUGCAUUAUAUAGUAAUAUCACUAAAAAGUCCGGAAGCAACUCCUAAGAGGCGUUAAAAUGUUUCUAAAAAUAUUGCAACAUUCGAAACUCUUGAAUUUGAAACAAAGUGUAACUCGUCAUUAUUGUACGCAUACUAGGAAAAUAAAAUCAGUUGAUGUAAAAAAAAUUGGACCUUUUGGUUGGUUUCUUUUAGUGAUUCCCGCUACAACAUUUUCGUUAGGCGUUUGGCAAAUGCAAAGAAAAAAAUGGAAAGAACAACUUAUAGCAGAUUUACAAGAAAGAACUGCCAGUCAUCCGGUUAAAUUACCAGAGGAUUUGGAUAAUCUAAAGGAUUUGGAAUAUAAAACUAUCCAUGUGAGAGGUGAAUUUCUUCACGAUAAAGAAUUAUACAUUGGACCCCGUUCAGUGUUGGUGAAAGGUGAUGCUUCUACAAAAAGUUCACUCGUAUCCGGAAGUGCAAAUACGACUCAGGGUUAUUUGGUUGUCACUCCAUUCAAGUUGGAGAAUAGAGAUGAUACUAUAUUGAUAAAUAGAGGAUGGGUACCUAAUAAACUAAAAGAUCCAAAAACUAGACAAGAAGGUCAAGUUAAUGGAGUUGUGGAUGUAAUCGGUGUAUUAAGAACUCAUGAACCUAGACCUAAUUUCACCAUGAAAAAUAGAGAAGGAAGUAACAUCUAUUUUUAUAGGGAUUUGAAUCAUAUGACGGCAGUAACUGGAGCUUCGCCAAUUUUCUUAGAUGCUACCAACGAUUUUGAUAUUCCAAAUGGACCUAUCGGAGGACAAACUAGAAUUUCUCUGAGAAAUGAACAUUUGUCAUAUAUUUUGACUUGGUUUAGUUUAUGUGGUGCUACUAGUUUUAUGUGGUAUAAAAAGUUCAUCAAAUAAAUAAAUAAUCGUUAUAUAGUGUUGAAUAAAUUAGAUUAAGAGUUUCUCGGA
Molecule: messenger RNA, 1048 nt
Organism: Diorhabda carinulata
Lineage: Eukaryota; Metazoa; Arthropoda; Insecta; Coleoptera; Chrysomelidae
Gene: Surf1
Product: surfeit locus protein 1
Exons: 5
Coding region: 170-997 (275 amino acids)
Biological process (GO): mitochondrial respiratory chain complex IV assembly
Cellular component (GO): mitochondrion; membrane
Source: RefSeq, a predicted model, not a curated record